Messenger RNA from Aspergillus nidulans FGSC A4, 541 nucleotides. It is a transcript of the gene spt4, whose product is annotated as transcription elongation factor SPT4. Lineage: Eukaryota; Fungi; Ascomycota; Eurotiomycetes; Eurotiales; Aspergillaceae. The transcript has 2 exons. Bases 154 to 516 code for a protein of 120 amino acids. Gene Ontology annotation, biological process: regulation of rRNA processing; positive regulation of transcription elongation by RNA polymerase I; positive regulation of transcription elongation by RNA polymerase II. Gene Ontology annotation, cellular component: kinetochore; rDNA heterochromatin; mating-type region heterochromatin. Gene Ontology annotation, molecular function: zinc ion binding; single-stranded RNA binding; protein-containing complex binding. The record is from RefSeq and is a predicted model, not a curated record.
GUUGAACAAUGAUGAACAGACAGCCUAGCUUGACUUGACAACAUUCAGCCUCACGGCCCUUACCCCAUCAUAUUCUUCCAUUAUCAAAUUUUGAGUUUCAGUUUAGUCUGCAGUCUCUAAUCCUUCCCCCUCACACCACAACGCGUGCGCCUCAUGUCCUUCUACGUCGCGCCCAGCCAGCAGCGCACUCUCCGCGCCUGCAUGGUCUGCUCACUCGUCCAGCUACACAGCAAAUUCAUGCGUGAAGGUUGUCCGAACUGCGACAAUGUCCUUGGCCUCCGCGGCAACAACGACAACAUUCAAGAGUGCACCUCACAGGUAUUUGAGGGCCUAGUCACUGUCAAUGACCCGGCAACAAGCUGGGUAGCUCGCUGGCAACGACUGGACGGUUAUGUCCCUGGGACAUAUGCGGUGAAAGUCACAGGCUCGCUUCCUACCGAAGUUAUUGGGCAUCUAGAGGAUGCUGGAAUAAAGUACAUACCGAGAGAUGGAAGUACGGCUGAGGAAGAGGGGUAAUUGUUGGGCUAUCUGCUACUUUAUG